AUGGCAGACUCUCAAAUCUCGAAAAGGCUUGAAACUAGUCCUAGUAAACUUCCUCCACUUCUCGAUAAAUCGUUUCUAACUGAGCUUACUAAGCCGCCCAAAGAAGCAGACAAUCAAGACAAAAUUAACGAAUAUUAUUCAGCUCUCAAAAGCCAAAUGUCCUCAUUAAAUUCUCAUAUCGAUAAUGUCCUUCAAAGACACGAGCAGGACUUUCUAAACGCAUUUAAAUGUCAAAUGUAUGGAAUGUAUGCUGAGCUAAAAGAACUAAAGAAGAAAACCAAUGAAACUGAAGUCAAAAUGAAAAGAGAUGAAGAAAUUAAUCGUUUGCAAAGCUCUGUGAAUUGGUUUAGGGAAGAAGCCGUCAAACUUGGAGAAAAUGCACAAUUUUACAAAAAAGAAGCAGAUAAAUGAAAAGCAAAAGCGGAGAGCUUAGAAGACGAUCGUAGAUUUUUAGAAGCUCAACUAAGGGCUGCGAAAGCAAAACUGAAAGAUUUUCAUUCGGAAUCUCAUCGAGAUCAAGCGUCAGAAUCUUUUAUAACACAAAGAGAUGCCUUUACUCCUGCUCCUUUUCGAAGUGCAAGAAAUUUUGUGCCAACUAGUCGAUGCGGUCUGAUUAUUUUUGAAUUAAUGCAGAAGUACUCUUUGAAAGAUGGCUAUUUUUUCAUAGAGCUCGAAAAAUACAUGAAUAAUCAAGAAAAGCUGUAUAAUGAAGCAAUAAAACACUAUAAAAAUACAAUUGAUAACGAAAAAAAGAAAUUCAAAAGUGCUGCUGCUCAGCAGUCAUCAAUAUAUUUAGAAAAAGUGGACUCUGAAAGUUUGUUUUUAGAAUGCGUAGAAGAAGUCAGAAAAGAAGUCCAAAGGCGAAAAGCAAAAAGCAUGUCACAGCAAAAGUAUGGAAGGAGAACAAAAUCAUCUGAAAGAAAAACAAGACAAGACGCUUUCACUCCUGGAGAUAAAAGAAAAAUUUUAGAGCUUUUGAUCUCUAACGAGCAAGUCCUUAUAAUGCUCUAUGAAAGACUUUUCCCACAUAGAGCAAGUCAAUUUUCAGCAUCGCCAAAGAUUGAAAAAGAAGACAACCCUUCUGGUGAACUACCUCCAAUUGAAGAAAUGAUGCACCAAGUUUCACCUAAAAAAUUAGAAGACAUACAAUCAGAAAGUUUUCAAAGUAAAACAGGAGACAUGUCUACUUUAACCCCAGAAAUGGUCUAA
Molecule: messenger RNA, 1209 nt
Organism: Blepharisma stoltei
Lineage: Eukaryota; Ciliophora; Heterotrichea; Heterotrichida; Blepharismidae
Source: the annotation of a GenBank genome assembly